Messenger RNA from Elephantulus edwardii (Cape elephant shrew), 1039 nucleotides. RefSeq names its product fructose-1,6-bisphosphatase 1 (gene FBP1). The coding region runs from base 8 to 1024 and encodes 338 amino acids. Gene Ontology annotation, cellular component: cytoplasm; cytosol. Gene Ontology annotation, biological process: fructose metabolic process; gluconeogenesis; sucrose biosynthetic process. The record is from RefSeq and is a predicted model, not a curated record. The transcript has 7 exons. Lineage: Eukaryota; Metazoa; Chordata; Mammalia; Macroscelidea; Macroscelididae. Gene Ontology annotation, molecular function: fructose 1,6-bisphosphate 1-phosphatase activity.
UCCCAGCAUGACAGACCAGGCGCCUUUCGACACCGAUGUCCUCACCCUGACCCGCUUCGUCAUGGAAGAGGGCAGGAAGGCCCGUGGCACGGGCGAACUGACGCAGCUGCUCAACUCGCUGUGCACUGCGGUCAAAGCCAUCUCCACCGCCGUGCGCAAGGCGGGCAUCGCGCACCUCUAUGGAAUUGCUGGUUCUACAAAUGUGACUGGUGAUCAAGUUAAGAAACUGGAUGUUCUCUCCAAUGACCUGGUUAUUAACAUGCUAAAGUCCUCUUUUGCCACUUGUGUUCUUGUGUCAGAAGAAGAUAAAAAUGCCAUCAUAGUUGAACCUGAGAAAAGGGGUAAAUAUGUAGUGUGCUUUGAUCCUCUUGAUGGUUCUUCCAACAUUGAUUGUCUUGUUUCCAUUGGAACAAUCUUUGGCAUCUACAGAAAGAUUUCAACAGGUGAACCAUCUGAGAAAGAUGCUCUGCAGCCAGGCCGGAAUCUGGUGGCAGCUGGCUAUGCCCUCUACGGAAGUGCCACCAUGUUGGUACUCGCCAUGGAGUGUGGUGUCAACUGCUUCAUGCUUGACCCGGCCAUUGGAGAGUUCAUCUUGGUGGACAAGGAUGUAAAGAUCAAAAAUAAAGGGAACAUCUACAGUCUCAAUGAAGGCUAUGCCAAGGACUUUGAGCCUGCUAUUACAGAGUAUGUUCAGAGGAAGAAGUUCCCCCCGGAUAAUUCUGCUCCUUAUGGUGCCCGGUAUGUGGGAUCCAUGGUGGCUGAUGUCCAUCGUACCCUGGUCUAUGGAGGAAUCUUCUUGUAUCCUGCUAACAAGAAGAGUCCCAAAGGAAAGCUGAGACUACUCUAUGAGUGUAAUCCAAUGGCCUACGUCAUGGAGAAGGCUGGAGGAUUGGCCACUACUGGGCAGGAAGCUGUGUUGGACAUUGUUCCCACUGAUAUCCACCAGAGGGCGCCAGUUAUCCUGGGAUCCCCUGAAGACGUGUCGGAAUUCCUGCAGAUACACAAGAAACAUGUUGCCAAAUGAGCUCCUGGCUUUGCA